Passer montanus (Eurasian tree sparrow) is the source of this 1310-nucleotide messenger RNA. It is a transcript of the gene SH3BGR, whose product is annotated as SH3 domain binding glutamate rich protein. Gene Ontology annotation, cellular component: cytoplasm. The transcript is spliced from 7 exons. The coding region runs from base 147 to 773 and encodes 208 amino acids. The record is from RefSeq and is a predicted model, not a curated record. NCBI's taxonomy places the organism in Eukaryota, Metazoa, Chordata, Aves, Passeriformes, Passeridae.
CAAUGGAGUGGGAAAACCCGGGACCCCGGAGAGAGGGAGAGAGGGCAAAGCUGCGGGACCGCCGGGGGGAGGGGGAACAUUUGGAUUCCUCCGGGGAUCGUGGUGACUCGUGGGUAGCAGGGCUGCUCUGCUGAUUCACUUCCAGCAUGGUGAUCAAAGUGUUUGUCGCCACAUCUUCGGGGUCCACAGCGAUAAAGAAGAAACAGCAAGAAGUCGUGGGCUUUUUAGAGGCCAACAAGAUUGACUUUCAGCAAAUGGACAUAGCAGGAGAUGAGGACAACAGGAAAUGGAUGAGAGAGAAUGUCCCGGGUGAAAAAAAGCCUCAGAAUGGAAUUCCCCUCCCUCCACAGAUCUUCAACGAGGAGCGGUACUGUGGGGAUUUUGAAUCCUUUUUCUCUGCCAAGGAAGAAAACAUUAUUUAUUCGUUCCUGGGCCUUGCUCCUCCUCCAGGCACAAAGGAGCCUGAAAAGUCUGAUGCCACAGAGGAGAAGUCUGAUGCCACAGAGAAGUCUGAUGCCACAGAGGAGAAAUCAGAAGCCACAGAAGAUAAAUCUGAUUCCAAGGAUGAAAAGUCUGAUGCAACAAAUGAAACUGAGGCACACACAGAAGACAAGGGAGAUGAAGGGGCUCCUGAAGAGGCUCAGUCUGGCCAGACACCCCCAGAAGGUCAACAGGAAGGCGAGGAAGAACAUGCAGCAACAGGGGAAGAAGAAGAAGAAAAGCAGGGAGAGGGAGAAGAAAAGGAAGAGGUGGAGGAGCAGGAAGAGUCUUAGUACCGUUCCCUAUGACACAGUAUUUCUUGAACAGGUUUUCAGGAAGCACCAGCUGGAGCCACCCCACCAAAGAAAAGAAAAUCCCUUUCUCAAGCAAAGCACCACUACCUUUAGUGCCUGUAUGAACAUAAAACCAGAACACAGCCACCACUCUGUCCCACCUGUAACCUUUAUAUAUAUAUUUGGUAUUCCACUUGCUUGUUAAAAUGCACCUCGUGUCUGACAGAUGGUAUUUCAGUCAAUUGUUAUGUGUUGGGGUAGUUUUGUCCAUGUCACAUUUAGAUUGUGAGCUCUCCAGGGCAGGAACCACGUGUCUCUUCAUGUCCAAACACUGCCAAGCACGUUGCUGCCACUCAGCAGCACUCACACCCCUGAUGUCUUCAGAGGAAAAGAAAUUCAGCACUGAAAACUGCAAAGAGGCUUCCUGUACACAAGCCAUGUGAGUCACUUCUCCCUCAGCUGGCAUUUGAAAAUGAUUGAGAUUCCCAUUGUGCAGCAGUUUAAAUAAAUGUGUUUUCUUGUCUGCUAAAGCAUUAA